GAUUAGCUUAAACAUGUAAAAGACCUUACUAGACUUCAAGCUGCCAAUACAGAUCAUUUUGUUUAAUUGUUUAUUGAUGCAAUGUGUAGACUCAUUGCCAACUAAGAGAGAGUUGAAAAAAAAGCAUUGGACCAGAACGGAGAGGCUUUUCUGAGAUAUAAGAAAGAUUAUAAGUUCAACGACCAUCAAGUAAAGCCUGUGUUUCAAAUAUUCUAAGAGUAACGGGUUGAACAAUGACCUUUUCUUUAUUAGGGAUUGUUUUCAUGAUGACCUAUGACCUUGUUCAACCGCACAGCCCAAAAGUAUCUACUUACGUGCGAAUCCGAACUGAAUUACUAAAUAGGUCAGUCGCAGUUCAUAAAAUUUCACCGGAGCUGGACUGCACAGUAGGUCAACCUUUCGAGCUCAACUUCAAUCUACUUAUAUUCGAUGUUACAGAUUUCGACCAAAUCAGUCAGCAAAUGACCAUUAUAGCUCACGUGCAGACAGAAUGGAACCAGACUGACCUAUCCUGGAACAAGACAGACUACGACAACAUGGACGUCGUUCUCUUGGAGUCGUCUGCUAUUUGGACACCAACGAUAUACGUCAUAGUAGGAAGCAAGGAAUCGAUUACGUUCCAGCUGAACGACAAUCUGAUAGUGACAUCGAACGGGAAUGUUAAGUCCAUGAUUCAAACUUACAUAACGUUUCGAUGCCAAAUUGAUUUUAACAAAUAUCCUUUCGAUACCCAAACCUGCAGCUUUGGCUUUUAUAAAGAGGAUCUUCAUAUAUUUAAUUCAGACCUGAAGGCGAACUGUGAUCGAAUCAUUGUUCCUUUUGAUAACUAUACUAUCAAAGGAGAAUGGCAGCUAACGGACUUCUACUGCCACAUGACUCGAGACCUUAACAACGCGACACACUUCCGGUACUGGGUGGUGGCCCGACGUCGUUCUGUGUACUACGUCAUCACCGUGGUGUUCCCAAUGGUUCUGACGUCAGUGAUGAUCCCGCUGGUGUUUCUGAUCCCGACAAAAACCGGAGAGAAGAUUUCCUACCUGGUGACCAUGUUCACAUCCACAGCAAUAUUUCUAAGCUACAUCAGCACUGUGAUGCCCAGAAGUCUGACUAACCUCCCCUAUCUGAGUUUGCUGCUAGUGGAAGUCCUGUGUGAGGGGCUGUGUGCCGUGUUGGCUACGCUCUGGGUUGUGAACAAGUAUAACCUUCACCCUGUGGAUAUCAAACGAACAACAAAAAUCCAUCCAUCUACUGACGUUGGUACAGAUCAAAAGGAAACGCAUCCUGUAGAUUCUCUGGACAUUUCCAACGUCUCUAGAGACUCAAAUCUAGAACAUUGGUCAAAACUACAGCGUACAGAUAGAUUUUUGUUCAUUGUCUUUGCAAGUGUUCAGUUCCUGUUUCUUCUUUGUUUAUUCGCAGCUACAGAAUGGAUUCUGCAUUAAUGAUAUUCAGUUUUAGCUUGAAGCUAUGAUCUACAUUUUUUUUACCAAAAAUCACUGCGCUUUACAACAACGGAUCUUGAGAAUUAGUCACGUGGUUUUAAGCGAACUCUCCUGCUCUGUUCGACUUAUAAUAUAGUUUCUUUAAAAAAUGUUGUUAAUAUUAAUGAUUUGACAUAUUUAAUGUAACAACACUGAAAAUUUCAAUGAUUCAAUUGUUUAGCCAAAAUAAAAGCUGACCCAAGAGGAUAUUUUAGUUAUCUGAAAAAAAAAAACAAGCGAAUGACAAAAUAGCCUCCUAAUUGACCAGGAGCUCCUGGAAAUCUCCUGAAAUUGCAAAAUGUACGAAAAAGUCCAGGAAAUAUCCGGAAAUUAUUAACAUCUUUUGAAAACUCAAACUAAUCUCCUGAAAUAUAUGGACGAAAAUUGUCAUUUAGGGGUGAUAAAAAAAAUGGCAUUAAACAAUACCUGUAAAAUAUAAUCUGGUGAUUUUUAGGUCGCCCACCUAACUUUAAUGGGUACCCGACUUGAGUUGCGAAAAGUAAGGCGGUUGGUCGUUGUGCUGACCACAUGGCACCCAGCUCCUUAACAGUUGGCCAAAGAAACAGAUGAACUCAAACAUAGAUCGCAAGGUCUGAAAGGGGAACUUCCUCUUUUUACUUUUUUUAACAAAAUAAAACGUUUGAUAAGAUGUGUAAAGUUUUAAUUUGAAUUUUAAACUUAGUGAUUGACAAUUGAAGACACCGUGUUGAGGGUUGAGCAAAAAGCUAAUACAGAACAGGUAUUUGGGUGAGUCCACUUGUAACUCAAGCUAAAAUUUAAAGAUUUAAAUUGUUUUCUAAUUUUUACAGAUGAAGAUUGCGUGAUUUGAGUCCAAUCAAGCAUACAACCUUGACCGCUUUAGUUUAAUUACACUUUUUUUCUAAGCCUAAUCGCUUUGUUUUGAAAAUAAUAGUAAGAAAAAAUAUAUAA
Biomphalaria glabrata is the source of this 2411-nucleotide messenger RNA. RefSeq names its product neuronal acetylcholine receptor subunit alpha-7-like. The transcript has 4 exons. NCBI's taxonomy places the organism in Eukaryota, Metazoa, Mollusca, Gastropoda, Planorbidae. Gene Ontology annotation, biological process: monoatomic ion transmembrane transport; chemical synaptic transmission; nervous system process. The record is from RefSeq and is a predicted model, not a curated record. Gene Ontology annotation, molecular function: extracellular ligand-gated monoatomic ion channel activity; neurotransmitter receptor activity; transmembrane signaling receptor activity. The coding region runs from base 234 to 1442 and encodes 402 amino acids. Gene Ontology annotation, cellular component: synapse; membrane; neuron projection.